AUUUCUCCAUGGAGGAGUGGGAGUAUUUAGAAGGACACAAGGAUCUCUACAAGGACGUCAUGAUGGACAAUCAGCAGAAUUUGGGUUUUGUGAAGAAUGUAAGGAAGGAAUUUCCCCGGAAUGAGAAGAUAUUGAACCUCACCCUGGAGAUCCUCAGCCUGCUGACUGGAGAGAACUGUACAGUAAUAAUGAAGAAAUCUACAAGAAGGAGAUCUCAUAAUAUGACCACAAGAUCCUCGAGAAUCCCGAAUCCCAUCACCAUCCCCCCACCUCCAUCCCCGAUCCCAACAAGACACAACACACAGAAGAUUCUAGAAGUCACCAAGAAGAUGAUGGAGCUGCUGACAGGAGAGGUUCCUAUAAGGUGUCAGGAUGUCACUUGUGUUCUGUACUCACCAGUGUAUGAGGAUGACCUCAGUUAUCUGUAUGAAGACAUGUCUGAUGAAGGAAACUAA
This is a messenger RNA of Rana temporaria (common frog), 455 nucleotides long. RefSeq names its product gastrula zinc finger protein XlCGF66.1-like. NCBI's taxonomy places the organism in Eukaryota, Metazoa, Chordata, Amphibia, Anura, Ranidae. The record is from RefSeq and is a predicted model, not a curated record. The transcript has 4 exons. The coding region runs from base 9 to 455 and encodes 148 amino acids. Gene Ontology annotation, biological process: regulation of DNA-templated transcription.